This is a messenger RNA of Oryzias latipes (Japanese medaka), 5352 nucleotides long. It is a transcript of the gene strn4, whose product is annotated as striatin, calmodulin binding protein 4. The record is from RefSeq and is a predicted model, not a curated record. Gene Ontology annotation, molecular function: calmodulin binding; armadillo repeat domain binding; protein-containing complex binding. Gene Ontology annotation, cellular component: dendrite. Lineage: Eukaryota; Metazoa; Chordata; Actinopteri; Beloniformes; Adrianichthyidae.
UAGUAUUUUACCGAGAGAAUUGUGAUUUUACUUUGUCGUCUUAGAAAGGAAGAAUUGAAGGUAGCUUGUAGUAAAGAAUAGUUGGAUAAAAAGGGGACACUGGUUUCUAUUUUAGUUAUUUUUCGCUGCUGCAUUAUUCCCCCUCUCCAGCCCCUUAUCCUGGCUGAAGGUUGAACGGGUAAAAUGGAGGCGGACAGAUCAGGCGGAGGACCAAACCCGAACUCCGGAGGCGGUGGCGGCGGCGGCGGCAAUAGUAGCGGCAGUGGCAGCAUUGGAGCGGGGCGCAACCCUAAUGGGCCCAAAGCAUCACAAUGCCCGGCGACAUCAGCUGCCGUGAGUGGGGCCAUGGCAGCUGCAGCCACGGCGGCAACAGCGGGGGCCGUCCCCGGGUCGUCGCAGCCGCCUCAGGAGACGCAGGACGGGGACUCGGGAUUGACGCUCCCCGGGAUCCUGCAUUUCAUCCAGUACGAGUGGGGACGUUUCCAGGCCGAGAAAUACCGCUGGGAGGCUGAGAGGGACGAGCUGAGGGCUCAGGUGGCAUUUCUACAAGGUGAGAGGAAAGGACAGGAGAACAUGAAACAGGAUCUGGUGAGGCGGAUCAAAAUGCUGGAAUACGCCCUCAAACAAGAAAGAUCCAAGUAUCAGAAGCUGAAGAUUGGCAACGAGCAGAGUCCAGGCGACAAAAAGGCAGAGAUGGAGGCAGAUCAGGUUCCCAAUGGACCUGCUGAGUCCGACUCAGAACCAGCCAAUCAGAUGAGCUGGAAGGAGGGACGUCAGUUACUACGAAAAUAUCUGGAGGAAGUGGGUUAUUCAGAUACCAUCCUGGACAUGCGCUCCAAACGCGUGCGAUCCCUGCUGGGUCGCAGCAGCCCAGAGUCUAAUGGCCCCCCACCAAGCGAGAGCUGCAAUGAGCCUGAACCGCGAGCAGGUGGAGAAUCCCUAUUAGUCAGACAGAUAGAAGAGCAGAUCAAAAGGAACGCAGGCAAAGAAAGCUCAAAGGUACAUGUCGGUGGCUCUGUGUUGGACAAGAUCCCUUUCCUUCAUGGUUGUGAAGACGAUGAUGAAGAUGACAGCGACGAGGAUGAUGACUUCCAAGGCAUAGCCACCGACUGCAUCGACGGUCCACGAAAGAGUAAAAAGUCUCGUGUAAAGAUGAGUUCGGAGCCCAUGACUACGGACCUGGACCCCGAGGACGAGGAGGAUGAAGAUGACUCGGAAGAUGCCCUCAGUGAAUUUGACUUUCUUGGCUCGGGGGAGGAUGGGGAGGGGGCGGGAGAGGCCCGGAUCUCUGGGGAUGGACGGGAGUUAGAGAACCACAGGAACAAGUUACAGGGCAUGAUCUCGGACUUCCCCCCUAAACCCACCCCACCACCCUCUGUAUCAGGACAGGGACGCUCCGGGGAAGGUGGUGCAUUAGGCUUUUCUUCAGACGUCUUCAUCAUGGAUGCUGUUGGAGGAGGCGACAUGAACCUGGGCGAACUGGCUGAUCUAACGGUCGCCAAUGACAACGAUCUCUCUAUGGAUAUGCAGGACAACAGAGACGAGUUCAAGAAGACGUGGAACCCCCGUUUCACGCUCCGCAGCCACUUCGACGCCAUUCGGGCUUUGACCUUUCACCCCAACCAGGCGGUGCUGCUCACAGCCUCUGAGGAUGGCACGCUAAAGCUGUGGAACCUUAACAAGGCCAUGCAUUCGAAAAAGAACGCGGCGUUGGACGUUGAGCCCAUCUACACAUUCCGAGCACACUGUGGACCUGUUCUCUCAUUGACCAUGAGUGAGGAUGGAGAGUCCUGCUACAGUGGAGGCUUGGAUGGAACCGUCAGAUGCUGGAAGAUGCCCGACCUCAAUGUUGACCCCUAUGAUAACUACGAUCCGAGCAUCGAGAGCAGUGUGCUAACAGGCCAUGAGGACAGUGUGUGGGGUCUGACUUAUUCCACCGCCCACCAUCGCCUCGCUUCAUGUUCGGCCGAUGGCACCGUCCGCAUCUGGGACCCACAGAACUCAUCUCCCUGUGUGUCCGUCUUCAAUAAAGAGAGAGAACAUGGCACGCCCACUUCAGUGGCUUUUGUGGCGACUGACCCCAGCCAGGUGGUGGCGUCCUUCGACGGCGGUGAGACCGUGCUCUUCGACCUCAACACAGAGCAGAUCGUCAUUGCUCUGGAGACGCAAACAAAAGAUGGCAGCCAGCUGAUUAACCGCGUCGCCAGCCACCCCGCUGAACCGGUUUCUAUCACUGCACAUGAGGACCGCACCAUUCGCUUCCUUGACAACAAAACAGGUAAAGUUGUUCACUCAAUGGUGGCUCACCUGGAUGCAGUCACCUGCCUCACCACAGACCCUAAAGGCACUUACCUCGUUUCUGGCAGCCAUGACUGCUCGGUGCGCCUGUGGAUGCUGGACAACAGGACGUGCGUCCAGGAGAUCACCGCCCACAGGAAGAAGCACGAUGAGGCCAUUCAUGAUGUGGCCUUCCACUCCUCACAGCCCUUCAUUGCCAGCGCUGGCGCCGAUGCACUUGCCAAGAUCUUUGUGUGACGGCUCUGUUGUCAUUCUGUUUUCAGCUACAACUACCACAGAGACGACAGUGGACCAGCUAUGUCUGCUCCCCCUCUCACGCACAAAGACACACACAGACAGACUCACACAUGCUCGUCCUGCACCCCACUGGCUGGGUCAUCGGCACAGGACCCCACCCUUCUCUGACACCCCCCGUAAAUCUUGUAAUACUGAUCACAUCUUAUUAUGCUUAUUUUUUUUAAAGAUUUUUUAAAAAAAUUCUUGCUGCUCUGUUUUCAAGUAAUCUCAUUUCAAGUAACACUUUUCUACACUACUUAUAUUAUGUCUGGCUGUUUUCUAAGUUUUUUUUUAUUUUAUUUUUUUUGCUAGCAUUUACUACAAAGCACUUGUACAUGUUUAUCUGCUUCAGCUGCUGACACUACCAAUGUUUUGCAUAAAAGACAAUAAGGAAACGCCGCGCAUGAUGCAUGAGGUCAUUACAUUUGAGAUUUUCUUUACAGUAACUGAAGCACUCGUGCCUAAUAAAACCACAAAGGCAUCAAACAAACUGUUAACAGUGCCCAGUGUUUGCAUUGGGAAACCGUGUUUUACAUUCCAAAGACUCCAGAUAAUAUGUUUGUGUGCAGCAUAAAAAAUGCAGUCAACAACUUCUGACUUUGUUUAAAUUGGGUUUUUGGGAGACGCUAGCAAACCAGAGUGAACCGAUUAGCUUUAUUUUAUAUGUUUACAAGAAAAUUGGUCUCAUCGUACAUCUGAGCAGCUUCCCCCAUGAUUCUUCCUCUGUUUACAUGUCAGAAUAAACGUUGCCGUGGUCUAGAUGAUAAAAAGGAAGUCCCGUGUGUGCGAAUCGUUUCCACUGCAGACUGGCGCUCUGGCACCACUGUAAGCAGCUGCACACAGAUCACAGGAGCUCAGUGUUGGCCUCUAGGGCCAGUCUGAUAGCUCCGACGCCGAUUCUGUCAUUUGGUGCUUUUAACUGUACAGAGUGUGUAUGUGAGUGUGGAUUUGUAUGUUUGUAGAUGCCCUUGUUUAAACGCGGUGCUACAACAGGCCCUGUCCAUCUGGAUUCAGAAUCAGGGACCAGUUUUAGUGUCUGAGAAAGGAGAGGCUCGUUCAUCAAUCAUUGUGUUUUUGAAAAGGUCUAUUUUAAAAACAUUUCAGCAUUCACAGUCUCUGGUCUGCUCCUGAUCCAAAGGAUGUAAAGGCGUUGACCUUGAAUGUUCUCGGCUUGAUGAGUGAAUAGGGAUCAGCAGCACGUGUUACACUCAGAUUCGCCUAAACUCAGAAAGGCUUUUUUCUUGAGGCAAGAUGACAGUUUUGAAUUUCGGAUGCUAGUUGGACAUUAUUCGGCUUUUGUUUGAUCCUCAUGAAACAAAACUUUAACAGAUGUCCUGUGAAAACAGAUUUUCUACCACAAAAGCUUUUGCAAUAGUGACACAACAAAGCACCAUAUCUGAUUUUUUUUUAAACUCACCAAGGACUUGCUUCAAGAAAAAAAACUGUUCCCUUUUUUUUUUUUAACUUUAUUUAGCUGUAUCGAUAUCUGCAUAUGAAUCUGUAGAAUCAAUAUAGCUUGUAGUCCUAAUGAUUUCACCCUGCAACACUAACGCUUUUGGCUUCACACACAAAAGCGAGGACUGAAGAUUGUCCGCCAUCUUAAUGUUGGCUGCUGUGGAGCGUGUGGCCCCCUAGAGGCAAAGGUUAUGCACUGCAGCCAAUGGUUUUCAAGUUUGCCUUUAUGCAAUAACAGCAGAACACCCACUGCUUUUCGUCUGUUAAUGUUGUCUCUUUAAUACUGUUUUUUGCUAUUAUGAGAAUCACAGAUAAAAAAAAUAAAUAAAUAGUGGAACUGUCUGGUAGAACAGAUGAACAGUGGAAUUGUCCAUAGCCGAGCGCUCCUUCACUGAUCUUUCAAGGCCGACAUUCAUUCGCCAUCUGUAAAUAUUUUGAAAUCAGGGUGGCAUCCUAGUGCUGGAUCACUCUGCUGUUGCUUUGUCAAAGAGAAACAACCAGGUGCCACAACAUUAUUGCAGGCCAUAUAGUCUUGCUGUAAUUUUUAAAAAAUGUGUUUGUUCUGCUUUUGGCUCCUAAUUGCACUAUCCCUGAAAGUGGUUGCAUAGUUCAGGAGUGGAUAAACAGGGUGCAAAACCAAUAUUUUGUGUGUCUUUUUUGCAUUUUAUUUUCAACUAUGAAGAGGUUAUUGAUGGCCAGUUUUUUCCUUAUUCCCUACACAACAAAAUCUAGUUUGGCCUCUUAGGAAAAUAAAGGACAAAUCAGUAUAGUUUAAUCAGUAUUUUGCAUAAAAGACGAUUGAAUGAGGUUGUAGAUGAUGACAAUAGUUGCCAUUUCAUGCUGUAAAUGUCUCAUUUCUUUCUCCUUGCAUUUAUUUAAUCAUAUGAAUGAUUAUUUUGAUGUGAUUAUACUGUAGAGUCAGAAGUAAGUCAUUCUACUUUGCUAGGCUCACAUCUUGGUUGUUAUCAAUAAUGGCAAUGUAGAACUUGUAAAAAAAUAAAUAAACUAAAAUAAAAUGGUUAAAUAAAACAGCAGAAAAAAAGUUACCAGUCAGAGGCCAAGGUAAAGGACUCUAAUUUCUUUGUGUUUUUUAUUUUUUUAACCAGCAAUUUAUCACUGUGUGAUAUUUUGUACAUCAUAUUAAGCCGGAUUCAAACGAUUUCCUCAAACUACAAGGGAUAAAAGACCUGCUUUUUAUUGAUUUUUGUUUCAUUAUAUAUUUUUGACUGCAUUCUAGCUUGUAUCAAAUGACUUUUGUUUACGGGUCCCCUGUUGUACGUCAUUCAGGAAUAAAAUACAAAAAAUAAAAAUUUUGUACAGUGA